Molecule: messenger RNA, 1611 nt
Organism: Mus pahari (shrew mouse)
Lineage: Eukaryota; Metazoa; Chordata; Mammalia; Rodentia; Muridae
Gene: Rnd1
Product: Rho family GTPase 1
Exons: 5
Coding region: 95-793 (232 amino acids)
Biological process (GO): small GTPase-mediated signal transduction
Molecular function (GO): GTP binding; GTPase activity
Source: RefSeq, a predicted model, not a curated record
GUCGGAGGCUGGCAGGGACGCGGCGCUCGUGUGCUAGCGCGGACACUUGAGGCGCGACGACCUCCUCCUCACUGAACCCUCCGAGGCUGCAGCCAUGAAGGAGAGACGGGCACCGCAGCCAGUGGUGGUCAGGUGUAAGCUCGUGCUGGUGGGAGACGUGCAGUGCGGGAAGACGGCGAUGUUACAGGUGCUAGCGAAAGACUGCUAUCCCGAGACCUAUGUGCCUACGGUGUUUGAGAAUUACACAGCCUGUUUGGAAACAGAGGGACAGAGAGUGGAGCUUAGUCUCUGGGACACCUCAGGCUCUCCUUACUAUGACAAUGUCCGUCCACUCUGCUACAGCGACUCAGAUGCAGUAUUGCUAUGCUUUGACAUCAGCCGUCCAGAGACCAUGGACAGUGCACUCAAGAAGUGGAGGACAGAAAUCCUAGACUACUGUCCCAGCACACGUGUUUUGCUUAUUGGCUGCAAGACAGAUCUUCGAACAGACCUGAGCACUCUAAUGGAACUGUCCCACCAGAAGCAGGCUCCCAUCUCCUACGAACAGGGCUGCGCAAUAGCCAAGCAGCUGGGCGCAGACAUUUACCUGGAGGGCUCGGCUUUCACUUCUGAGACGAGCAUCCACAGCAUCUUCCGGACAGCAUCCAUGGUGUGUCUGAACAAGUCUAGCCCAGUGCCCCCAAGGAGCCCCGUCCGCAGCCUCUCCCAGCGACUCCUCCGCCUCCCCAGUCGCUCUGAACUCAUCUCAACUACAUUCAAGAAGGAAAAGGCCAAAAGCUGUUCCAUCAUGUGAAGUUGGAGCCGGAGGGGGGGGGGACAGCCCCCCACUUCCUCCCUUGGGGUGCAGAGGCACGGGGAGAGGGAGGAUGAGACAGCUUGAGACACCGGAUGUGACGGUUUUCAGAUGGCCACAGAAGGCUUUAGAAGGAGACAGGAAUGGGACUGAAGAAGAUGCCGGGCCUGGCAGGAGGGCCUGACAUUAAGCAAAAACCAUCACACCCCAAGCCCGGCACUAGGCUGUGGAGGGGGUCGUUGCCCCAGUGUCCCCCUACUCCAGAGAAAGGAUGGGUACUGGGGAGAUGGGAACAUGCUGGCCUCACCUUCUACAUCACGCCUCUUCCAUACAGCAUUCCCAUGCAGGCUUGGGGUGGGCGGGGCCCUCUAUCCCUUCUCUUCCCCUUUAAGAAGUGGCAAUGGACUGGAGGAUGGAAAAGGCUGGAGGCAGCUCCCUUGGGGGCUUAAUCCAGCUGCUCCAUCACUGAAACCAGGAGGGCGAGGGCUGACCAGACCUAAGAGGGAACCCUCAUUUUUGACUAACCCAUGCAUCAUGGAGAGGUGACAUCAUACAUUCACAUGCUUCUUACUGAAGUCCCCAGGGCCCAAGAGAGAAGCCCCAGACCCCCUUCUCUUGCAGAAUGUGGGGGUGGUGGUGCUGUGGGGGCAGGACUGAUGGGAGGGGGCUCACCAGACUUUCCUGCUCCUAGGGCGGUACAGUUGGCAUUUGUUUUAUAGACUCUUGUCUUUGGAACUGGGGGGUGGGGGUGGGGGAGCGUUUCAAUCUGUUAUAUGUUCCGUGUUUAAAGAAGAAAACCUAUUUAUUAAUGAAAUAUA